Chrysemys picta bellii (western painted turtle) is the source of this 5958-nucleotide messenger RNA. RefSeq names its product hook microtubule tethering protein 3 (gene HOOK3). NCBI's taxonomy places the organism in Eukaryota, Metazoa, Chordata, Testudines, Emydidae. Gene Ontology annotation, cellular component: cytoplasm; centrosome. Gene Ontology annotation, molecular function: microtubule binding; dynein light intermediate chain binding. Gene Ontology annotation, biological process: cytoskeleton-dependent intracellular transport; cytoplasmic microtubule organization. The record is from RefSeq and is a predicted model, not a curated record.
GCGACUCGGCCCCGGCAGCGGCGUCCGGCGGCCGUGCCCUGCUGAGCCCGCCCGCAACAUGUUCAACGUGGAGAGCCUGGAGCGCGCCGAGCUCGGGGAGAGUCUGCUCACCUGGAUCCAGACAUUUAAUGUUGAAGCACCAUGCCAGACUGUGGAAGAUUUAACGAAUGGGGUUGUGAUGGCCCAGGUGCUUCAAAAGAUAGAUCCAGCAUACUUUGAUGAUAACUGGUUAAGCAGAAUCAAAACAGAAGUAGGAGACAAUUGGAGGCUAAAGAUAAGCAAUCUGAAGAAAAUUUUAAAAGGAAUAUUGGAUUACAAUCAUGAGAUUUUAGGGCAGCAGAUUAAUGACUUUACCCUUCCUGAUGUUAACCUGAUUGGAGAGCACUCAGAUGUUGCAGAGCUUGGAAGAAUGCUUCAGCUCAUUUUGGGAUGUGCAGUGAAUUGUGAGCAGAAGCAAGAGUACAUCCAGACCAUCAUGAUGAUGGAGGAGUCUGUUCAACAUGUUGUCAUGACAGCUAUUCAGGAGUUGAUGAGUAAAGAAUCUCCAGUCUCUGUUGGAAAUGAUGCUUACGUUGACCUUGAUCGUCAGUUGAAGAAAACAACAGAAGAAUUAAAUGAAGCUUUAGCAACAAAAGAAGAAAUUGCUCAGAGGUGCCAUGAAUUAGAUAUGCAGGUUGCAGCACUUCAAGAGGAGAAAAGUAGUUUACUAGCUGAGAACCAGAUCCUGAUGGAACGUUUGAACCAAUCUGAUUCUAUAGAAGAUCCCAACAGCCCUGCAGGGCGUAGGCACCUGCAACUGCAGACACAGUUAGAACAGCUCCAGGAGGAAACAUUUAGGCUAGAGGCUGCCAAAGAUGAUUAUCGAAUACGUUGUGAAGAGCUGGAAAAAGAAAUUGCAGAAUUGCGACAGCAGAAUGAAGAGCUAACCACUUUAGCAGAAGAGGCUCAGUCUUUGAAGGAUGAGAUGGAUGUACUUAGGCAUUCCUCUGAUAAAGUGGCUAAGUUAGAAAGCCAGGUAGAGUCAUACAAAAAGAAGCUGGAAGAUCUUGGUGAUCUGCGGCGGCAAGUGAAACUCUUAGAGGAGAAAAACACUAUGUAUAUGCAAAACACUGUAAGCUUGGAGGAAGAACUAAGGAAAGCCAAUGCAGCGCGUAGCCAGCUGGAAACUUACAAGAGACAGGUAGUUGAACUACAAAACAGAUUAUCUGAAGAAUCAAAGAAAGCAGAUAAAUUAGAAUUUGAAUACAAACUGCUGAAAGAAAAAGUAGACAGCCUCCAAAAAGAAAAAGAUAGGUUAAGAACGGAAAGAGAUUCCCUAAAAGAAACUAUCGAAGAGCUUCGAUGUGUACAAGCACAAGAAGGGCAGCUCACCACUUCAGGAUUGAUGCCACUGGGAAGCCAGGAGUCUUCAGACAGUCUAGCAGCAGAAAUUGUUACUCCUGAAAUCAAGGAGAAACUCAUUCGUCUUCAGCAUGAGAACAAGAUGCUGAAGCUUAACCAAGAAGGUUCCGACAAUGAAAAGAUUGCCUUGUUGCAGAGCCUGCUAGAUGAUGCAAAUCUACGAAAGAAUGAACUGGAGACAGAGAACAGGCUGGUAAAUCAGAGACUUCUGGAGGUGCAGUCACAGGUUGAAGAAUUGCAGAAAUCUUUGCAGGAUCAAGGUUCAAAAGCUGAAGAUUCAGUUCUUCUGAAAAAGAAGCUUGAAGAACAUCUAGAGAAGCUGCAUGAGGCUAACAAUGAAAUACAGAGGAAACGAGCUAUUAUUGAAGAUUUGGAACCAAGAUAUAACAGCAGUUCACUCAAAAUUGAAGAAUUGCAAGAAGCUUUACGGAAAAAAGAGGAAGAAAUGAAGCAAAUGGAGGAACGAUACAAAAAGUACUUGGAAAAGGCCAAGAGUGUUAUCCGUACUUUAGAUCCUAAACAAAACCAGGGCACAGCUCCUGAGAUUCAGGCUCUGAAAAAUCAACUGCAGGAACGGGACCGAAUGUUUCAUUCAUUAGAGAAAGAAUAUGAGAAAACAAAGACUCAAAGAGAGAUGGAGGAGAAAUUUAUUGUGAGUGCCUGGUACAAUAUGGGAAUGACUCUGCAUAAAAAGGCUGCAGAAGAUAGACUGGCUAGUACAGGCUCCGGACAGUCCUUCCUGGCUAGACAAAGGCAAGCCACCAGCACAAGGAGAUCUUACCCUGGUCAUGUCCAACCAGCUACAGCAAGGUAGAGAAGCCUGGCCUUUAGAAAGGAAUCAGCCCUGUGAUCCAGGCAUACUUUGUUCCACGUGACGUUUCAGGAAAUGCAACUAGCAUCCUUUCUCUAUCUUUAUUCCUUGUUACCACUGUUAUUUCUCAUUUCAGGAAGGGGUUUUAUUAUGAUUUCUCAUUGUUUUAAUGCCCUUCAUUCUUAUUUUUUUUGGAGUCGUCAUCUUUCUUUCUCUUUAAAUGUGCCAAAAUUUUGAAAACAUCCAGAGGAGCGCUGUAUUAUAAUGGAGUUUUUUAAAUUUGUACGAAGUUGUCAUCUCUUACCUAAUGUCUGAUAUAGGCUAUGUAGCACACAUAAAUUUUCUGUCACAAAUGCUAUACAUGUACCUACGUGUUACUAUCCUUUAUAACUCUCUUCAUUGAAAGGGAAUUAGUCUCCUUUUUACUAUGUAGUAAUCAGUUUAAAAUUGCUGAAAAUCCUUUAUAGGAAAUGCAAAAUUGCUGCAUAAAAUUAGUUAUAAAACAUAUUUCCUGGGGGGGGGAGGGAAACACCGCCACCGUAGACAUUAGUAUAGGUGCUAACCUAGCUACAUCCUGUGACACCUGCUGGGGAAUGUUUACAGAACAAAAAUGAGUUUCUCCUUUCAUGUGUAGAGGUUGCUCCUGUUCUUGGCAUUUGGCAUUUAAUAGGGAAGUAGGAUGAUUUGGAGACCAUUCUUUCAUUCUUUUUCUCUUAAAAGGCUUCAGAUCUGCUUUUAUUUCUCCACUGGUAUCGUCUGUUGUUUGCGGCCACCGGUGAAAUGUUUCAGAUUGUUCUCCCCACUCUGGUUGGUUGAGUAUAUCCAAAAAGAAAAAUCAAGAACUAUUUGGAAUGCUUUAAUGUGCUUACAGCAUCGUUGGUUUAAAAGAAGGCAUUUAUUUUAAAGCUUUGUAAUGAUGGACUAGCCAUACAUCAAGGAUCAAGGCCCAGCUAAAUAUUGUUGAGGUUAAUGUAUUCAAAUGGUCAUCAAUCACUGAAAGACUUAUUUUUAAUAUGUUAAUUAGGAGGAUGAUUAUAUCAAUUGCCUUACUAAUGACAGAGGGGGCGGGAGGAGGGAUAGCUCAGUGGUUUGAACAUUGGCCUGCUAAACCCAUGGUUGUGAGUUCAAUCCUUGAGGGGGCCACUUAGGGAUCUGGGGCAAAAAUCAGUACUUGGUCCUGCUAGUGAAGGCAGGGGGCUGGACUCUAUGACCCUUCGGGGUCCCUUCCAGUUCUGUGAGAUAGAUAGGUAUAUCUCCAUAGGUAUAAUGGUAGCCAUGCCCUUAGGCAAGUUUGUUGCUUACUUUAUUGAGAACUGGCUGUUUGUAGUCUAAUUCUUUUAACACAUACCUGUCCAUUUAUAAGUAGCAUCUUCGCUGCAUCUUCACUUUGACUGGUAAGACAAGUGAGUGGUUCUCACUUCUGAUAUUAAUUUAGGACAGAUCCUCCAACAAAGUGCUGAGUAUUUCUGAGCGUUCUGAAUGCCCUAAACUCCCAAUAACUUCUUGAAGAGUUGAAGAUGCUCAACACCUAGCAUCUCGUAGGAUCAGCCUUUACCGAUUUACUAGUAGGGAAGCUUUGUGUGUGUGUGUGUUUUGUGACAUCACCUUCAACAUAAAUCUUGCUCCUAAUAUGGUGUGCAUACAAUCUAGUUUCUAAGUUUAAAUUUUGUAAAAUUAUUUUCAUCUCUUGCCCAAUGCAGGACUUUCCUUCCUGUAAAUCCCUUCAAAAGUAGCUCAUGUUGGCUUUUUUAAGCAUCCCAAGGUAUAUUUUAAUCUAACCUUUUGGUUUAAAAUGGUCAAAGGAUCCUGAAGGAUCAGUCCACAUGAAUUCAAAGACAAUUACAUUUGUAAGUGCUGUUUUAUUCCAGAGCACAUCCAACUGUUCAUACCUAAUCCAUGUUAAAAAUGGCCAUUAAAUAUGUUGAAAGCAUUUAUCUUGACCCUGAUUUUCCCAGCAAUACAAAGAACAUCAUCUGAAGUCCAUGAGCAAAAUGCAUUUGUCUUUUAUUCCAAAGACAUAGAAAUAUAUGUAGAGUAGUGAUUAAAAAGACUGCAUAGCUGUUGUCUGCCCACUGUACUGUGCCUAAAAUUAGGUUAGGUAAGAAAAAUAUCUCCUGUAGUAUGUGUAAAGCUAACAAUGUAAAGGUAGUUCAGGCAUAAACCGAUGUUUGCCUUCCUGUAUUUUGUUGAGAAACACAAUGCUAACGCGACAAGUUUCAUAAGCACCGUCUAGCAAUAUGAUUAUUCGGACACAUGUCUUUUGUGGAGUUCAGACUGGUCACGUUAGGAACCUUUCUUGUGUGUACUGUGUGUGUAAGGGAGCAAGAGUUAGUCAGUCUCCUUGAAUAAGUAUGUGCAGCAUUUUUCAGCCCCUAGGAAGGAACCCAAGAAUAUUUAAGGCUUUAUUUUUAUUUUUGUCUGUCAGCCUCUUCCUUUGCACCACCAUCUGCCAAAAUCUACUUGUGAAUGAAGGGGAUUCCAGAAUUGUAAUGGGGAGGCUACAUCUCCAAGCUACUAAGUCAGUUUAAGAUUACUGUUAAUUAGAUGUGUAUCCGGAAGAAACUCAGAUGCAAUUUCCAUCCUAAAAUUAAACAACUUGCUUUUGUUUUUUGUUUUUCUCUCUCUUUUCUGGCUCCUUCUCCCCCUCUUUGUUGCCAUUGGGUUUUUGUCUCGCGUUCCUUAGGUCUCCUUUUUUUUUUUUUUGUUUUUGGAGCCCGCUCUCUUUUUAUUUUGGCCUUUCUCUUCCUUUCCCCACAAGAUCAGACACUAUCUGAGGUGCCUCCCUGUUCAGUUGUAUGCUGCUUUUACAGAGGACACUGUGUAGAGAGGAACAGCAGAGACUAACACUGAGCCUAUAUUUUGCUGCUGUUGUGGAUAAUUACAAGUUUCUAUGAAAACUGCCAUCACUAUUUCUCAUCCAGGGGCUCUCAAACUUUUUGUACUGGUAACCCCUUUCACAUAGCAAACCUCUGAGUGUGACCCCCCCUUCCCCCUUAUACAUUAAAAACACUUUUUUUAUAUAUUUUACACCAUUAUAAAUGCUGGAGGCAAAGUGGGGUUUGGGGUGGAGGCUAACAGCUUGUUACCCCCCCCCCGCCGGAAUAACCUCAUGACCCCCUGAGGGGUCCUGACCCCCGGUUUGAGAACCCCUGUUCUAAUACCAUAAAUUAGUACUAAAUAAAGUAUACAUACAGUACUGCCCUGCUCGCCUAAAAACGUUACUUCCCUGAUGGGAGAACUAAUUUGCAUUCCUGCAAGAGGUAAACAGCCCUUCUUGGCAGCAGCAUUUUUAACUGAUAAUGGCAGAAGAGCUGAGCAGUCCAUACGAGCCCUUUCAGGGCUUCCUAACAACUGUGGCAAUGUCAGGCAGGCACCUUCUUUCUGUCAGCUUUGUGUUAAAUAAAAUAAAAGCAAACGGUCUAAUGCACAAGCAAGUCCACAAGAUUCCAGACUGAGACUGCUACUUUACAGUGCUGUCAAGCGGUUGGAUCUUAACUUCUUUUAUAUUCAAGGACACGAUGGAUUCAACCUUGUAAAGUGCCAUGCAUGUGAUACUAGAUACAUAAUGAAGAAGAAUAUUAACAAUCCAAUUUUUUCCUAAUAAUACUUAGCACUUGAGUAAUGCUUUACAUUUUUCAAAGUGCUGUAUAAACAGUAACAAACUGAUUGUAAAGUUAACUUUUAGCCAAAGUGUAGCACAAAAGAGAAGUCUCAUAUAGAAAUACACAUUUAUAAACAUUUUAAAA